Molecule: messenger RNA, 423 nt
Organism: Leishmania mexicana MHOM/GT/2001/U1103
Lineage: Eukaryota; Euglenozoa; Kinetoplastea; Trypanosomatida; Trypanosomatidae
Exons: 1
Coding region: 1-423 (140 amino acids)
Source: RefSeq, a predicted model, not a curated record
AUGAACAGCACGACCACAGCGCAGUUUGAGGCCGCCUGGAGUGAGGUGGAGCGACAGCAAGGGGAGAAGCUGAGCGCCAGCACAGAACGCCUCAAUGUGGGGGUGGAGCGAGAGCUGGCGUUGCUGUUGGCUGGUGUCCGCGACGCACUGACAGAGGACCAGCGGGAUAUUCAGUCCGAGUUCGACAAACUCAUCCGCAUGGUGGAGCAGUUUCAACAGGGCGUCGAUAUGUGGCAGCUGAAGGCGAAGAGCUCUAUUAAGAUGAUCGAGGAGAAGCAGCGCAACUUCGCCCUGCUAGUCGAGGAGACGUCCAUACGCGCAGCGGCAAACCGCAGAGACUCCAUGGAUCGGCUUCAGAAGCGCGCCGUCGAGACGGAGGCGCACUGCCAGCAGCUCCUAGCCUCAGCCAGCAAGAGCAUGUAA